GUGCGUGCCGUGCGUGGCGCGCUGGCUUGGAAGCGCUGAACCUGAGAGGUGAACAGGCGGGUUGAGCAGUGAGAGUGUUCGGCGGCCAUGGCUCCCAACGUUCCCGCGGCCGAACCGGCCACAGAGUGUCCUAAAGGCAUCCGGGCCGUGCUGUUGGGGCCUCCCGGGGCUGGCAAGGGUACCCAGGCACCCAAAUUGGCCAAAAACUUCUGUGUCUGCCAUCUAGCUACUGGGGACAUGCUGAGGGCCAUGGUGGCUUCUGGCUCAGAGCUAGGAAAAAGGCUGAAGGCAACUAUGGAUUCCGGGAAACUGGUGAGUGAUGAAAUGGUAGUGGAGCUCAUUGAGAAAAAUUUGGACACCCCUCCAUGCAAAAAUGGUUUUCUUCUAGAUGGCUUCCCUCGGACUGUGAGGCAGGCAGAAAUGCUUGACGACCUCAUGGAGAAGAGGAAAGAGAAGCUCGAUUCUGUGAUUGAAUUUCGCAUCCCAGACUCUCUGCUGAUCCGGAGAAUCACAGGAAGGCUGAUUCACCCCAUGAGUGGCCGUUCCUACCACGAAGAGUUCAACCCCCCAAAGGAGCCCAUGAAAGAUGACAUCACUGGGGAACCCUUGAUCCGCAGAUCAGAUGAUAAUGAGAAGGCCUUGAAAAUCCGCCUGGAGGCCUACCACACUCAAACUAUCCCGCUGGUGGAGUACUACAGGAAACGGGGGAUACACUCUGCCAUCGACGCAUCCCAGACCCCUGAUGUCGUGUUUGCAAGCAUCCUAGCAGCCUUCUCCAAAGCCACAUCCUAGUAACAGAAGGCCAGGCGAGACUGCACCACUGCUCGUCACCCCGCGGCGUGAUCCCUGCUCUUAGGUGCUGGGCAGAGGGGAGGGGUGGUCAGGGUAAGCGUGGAGAGUGAAGAGUGGUGAGGGGCUCAAGAAAAAUACUGGAAGAGCAGCAGUGUUAUAGUGAGGCAAUUUUUUAUACGUAUAGUAGGAAUCUUAAAAAGCAUAAUUAAUUUUUGAAAAAACUGGAGGGUAUAAGUAGAAAUAGGGAAGUACAGUACUAUUUCUAAGAAAUCAAGUUUUUAUUUACUCUGGACUAGUGACAAUGUUUUUUAAAGCCAGUUCCCUAAGUCCUUGGCUUUUAUCUCUGAACCUCAUGGGUUGCCAGUCAAGCAAUGCAGGAAAUCAAACUUGUCCUGUGUGUCCUAUGGCUUGGGACAAGAAGGGUUUGACUGCUGACCCUGGUUCCCCACACCAUGAGAUCAAAAAAUCAUCUUUACAUUUGAAAUAUGUAUGGGGUAUGCUCAUGGGGGCAGAGGCUCAGCAAAUCAAGUUUACAGAAGUCAUGGGAAGAGUGAGGCAGGCUGAUCUCACUCCCUUUCCUGACUUACCACUGGUCUACCAGCCCACCUGCUCUCAUGGGUAAGCUGUCAGCGACUACCCAACGUAUGGAACAAUCCUACACUCUUGCCUUCUUCCAUCCACGAUGUGUGAAGGGACCCUUUAAAUAAAUGAGCAAGUGUCCCAAACACCCUCAUCCAAAGAUUGUCCUUCCUGUCCUCAAAUCCUGUGACUGGGAUCACUCGACAGCACUGUGAUGUAUUAUUUUCAGUGAGGUGCCUUUCUUAACUGACAAAAUGCUGCCUUGUUUGGCCCUUAAAUCAAUAAAGUAUGUAAAAGUUUGUA
Molecule: messenger RNA, 1674 nt
Organism: Pteropus alecto (black flying fox)
Lineage: Eukaryota; Metazoa; Chordata; Mammalia; Chiroptera; Pteropodidae
Gene: AK2
Product: adenylate kinase 2
Exons: 7
Coding region: 88-792 (234 amino acids)
Biological process (GO): ADP biosynthetic process
Cellular component (GO): cytoplasm; mitochondrion
Molecular function (GO): AMP kinase activity; ATP binding
Source: RefSeq, a predicted model, not a curated record